This is a messenger RNA of Bufo gargarizans (Asiatic toad), 2901 nucleotides long. RefSeq names its product splicing regulatory glutamic acid and lysine rich protein 1 (gene SREK1). The record is from RefSeq and is a predicted model, not a curated record. Gene Ontology annotation, cellular component: nucleoplasm. The transcript has 13 exons. Bases 71 to 1720 code for a protein of 549 amino acids. Gene Ontology annotation, molecular function: RNA binding. NCBI's taxonomy places the organism in Eukaryota, Metazoa, Chordata, Amphibia, Anura, Bufonidae.
GUUGGUCCGCGCUCUCGGGCGGUUGGUUUCCUGCGUCGGUCCCUCCGGUGCAGACCCCGCCGCCACCGCCAUGAGCAACGGGCAGACCACGGUCAUUCAGGUGACCAACCUGAACGCCGCCGUCACCAGCGAGCAAAUGCGGACGCUUUUUUCCUUCCUGGGAGACGUGGAAGAGCUGCGGCUUUACCCACCCGACAAUGCCCCUCUUGCUUUUUCCUCCAAAGUGUGCUAUAUUAAGUAUCGUGACUCUUCCAGUGUCGGUGUGGCCCAGCAUCUCACCAACACGGUCUUUAUAGACCGAGCCCUCAUAGUCGUACCAUGUGCAGAGGGUAAAAUACCUGAAGAAGCCAAGGCCCUUUCUCUCUUGGCACCAGCUCCGACAUUGUCCAGCCUGCUUCCUGGUGCAGGUCUGCUUCCUAUACCUACUCCUACACCGACUCCGUCUCCACUAGCAUCUGUUUUGCGAAGAGAGAAAGUGGAAGUACCAUUGCUCAGUGUCCCAUUUACCACAUUGGCUGCAACCUUACCAACACCACUGGAACCAGUCCUCCCAGCUCUUGGACAAAUUCUUCCAGCUCUAUCGCCUGCUAUAACUUCACUUGCUGACCUCCAACAACCACCCCUAACUGGAAAUGUUGACCCCACAAAGGUUGAUGAAAUCAGAAGAACGAUUUAUGUUGGAAACCUAAAUUCCCAGACAACUACAGCAGAGCAACUACUUGAGUUUUUUAAACAAGUAGGAGAUGUUCGAUUUGUCCGUAUGGCCGGGGAUGAAACGCAGCCUACGCGCUUUGCUUUCGUGGAAUUCUCUGACCAGAAUUCCGUGAUAAGGGCCCUGACGUUCAAUGGAGUUAUGUUCGGAGACAGACCUCUAAAAAUAAAUCACUCCAACAAUGCAAUUGUAAAACCUCCUGAGCUGACGCCACAAGCUGCUGCAAAGGAACUAGAAGAAGUGAUGAAGCGUGUACGAGAAGCCCAGUCGCUGAUCUCAGAGGCCAUAGAACCAGAAACUGGCAAGCCAGUUGAAAAGACCCAGAAGCUGUCCAGAACACGAUCUCGUUCCGAGUCCAGAUCCCGAUGGAAAAGGUCACGAUCAAAGCAUAGAAGCAGGUCACGCAACAGUUCCCGGUCUAGGCAUAAAGAACACAGGAGAUCCAAAAGUCCUCUUAAGAAAAGUUCUCGAUCAAGAGACAGGCGCAAGUCAAAAAGCAGAUCACGUUCAAGGGAGAAGAAGAGAGACAAAGACAGAAUCAAAGUUAGGGAAAAAGAGAGAACGAAAGAGAAAACUGAUAGAAGAAAGAAGGAAAAACCGUCUUGGAGCCCCUCAAAGAGCCACUCCUCUGCCAGGAAGUCUCGCAGCAUGAGCAGGGAAGGGCGUAAAAGGAGGAGUCGAAGUCUUUCCAAAUCCCCCAGAAGUUCUAAAACUGGGAGGAAGGUUUCUAGAUCUCCUUCACCCAGAAGGAAAGAGAAGAAAAGAGGUAAAGAAAAGGAUUAUAGCCGAGACAGAAGGGAAAGCGAUCGUUCCACAUCUAAGAAAAAUAGCAAUAAGGACAAAGAAAUGAGGGAAUCAUCCGAUAAGUACAAGAUGAGGGAGAAGGAUGAUUUGGAUACUGUGAAUGAAAUCAAUGAAGGAACCGUUGAAGAUGAAGUGGACUCUCGGCACAAUGGGAACUGUACAAUGAAUGAGUACAGCAAGUCAAGGAAAACUGAAGUGGCUUAAGCCCAUCCAUGACUCCUGGAUCUCCGGAGAAUACACAGCCAAAAUACUAGGUGUUCAUUUGGUUCCACAAUGAACAUGACGUGGGCAUUAUGUCGCGUCUGUAGUAGAACUCUAUUGGAUUUUUCAUUUCAAGGGUAAACUACAGUGUUACCUAAGAUUAAUUUUAAUGCCGAAUCAUUUCCAAGUAUUGACAUUUGUAUCAUUCUUAUUUUUUUCUUUUUUAUGUAUGUCAAUGGUCACCUCUGUAGAAAGUUACAUAAGCUGACCGUAAUCACUGUCAGUAAAACAAAUGGAUAUUUUAUUUUUAACACUACAGGGAACGGCGCUCAAAACGGUGUGAAAGUCUUUUUUAACUUGUCAAAUAUCCCCUCAAAACUCGGAAACUGUAAGGGUAUGUUCACACAAUGGAUUUUGAAAAGUGCGGAAUCAGUUUUUUGUGAGGUUUUUGGAUGGAGAUAUAUACGUACAGAACGUUUUUUGAUGCGAUGCUGCCUGUUGUUUUCAAUGGGAAGUUCGGCCCAGAUUCUUCCUCACCAUAGGGCAUGCUGCUUCUUUUUUUCCACAAGAAAAAAAAAAAAAAAGCAAGUGCUCCUCAUUGAAGUGAAUGGUAGGCUGUUUUGAUUUUUUUUUAUUUUUUUUUUUGGAGAUGGUUUGAGCUCUAAAAAACUUUGUGAACUGGCCCUAACAGACGACAAUAACCAUUCUUUCCGCAGUUUUACUACUAAAAAUUUAAAGUAUAAUGUACUUUUACAGUAGAUUUUUCUCAGUCACACAGCAAAGUUUGUAUAAGACACUAAUCAAGAUUGCCAUUUUCUUGUCACGUGUAUAUUUUGUAUACAUGCCAUUCACUCUUUUAGUAGAAGAUCCCUUGUUUUUAUUGUAUUGGAGCCUGGAUGGUUUUAUCUACAGCAGCAACAAUGGACCCUGCUGUUACUUUUCUCCUUCUUCCAGCGGACCUCCAUAGAUUUUAGGGUCCAGUUCACGUCUCAAGCACCAGGCUGCAGAACUGAGAAAAAUGUGGUGCUGUUUUUCAUCAUUACAUUAGAGCACAAGUAAAACCUGGGUUCCUUGUAACGGUGCGGCAUGUUGUCUUACAUGACUGCUUCUUACAAGGGUCUUUGCACACUCAUGACCUAUUGUUAGUAAAUGUCCUUCAUUAAAAUGAUUUCUAUAUAAAUAUA